CUGUAUUUGACGAUCUUCCAAGAAGACACCGGAAAAAUACAUGUUUAUAUGCAACGCAAAUAUGUCUGGGUAGUUGGGAAGAGUCCAAACUUGUCAUGCUAAAUCUGACACGUACAAAACUCUGCGUUCUUGCAAAGGAAUCUUGUGAAGUUUGUCUUGCUUCUGGGUGCAGUAUUCCAGACCAUCUUUGUGGUCCACGAGAUGCGUGACCUCCAGACCCAGGCAUAUUUUGCGCUGGAUAUUUUACUAUACGAGCAUUCUUUUGAAGCACUUCCCCGCACUCUGCGCUCCGACUGCUAAACGAAAAUCGUCCUCGUCUACCAGUUGUAGAAGAGAGGACAAGAAGAUCAAGGGAAACUGUUGUUAUCAAAUGUAAAAAUCUCUGGGUCUGGAGGAAGAAUGCAACUUGUCAUGCUAAAUCUGAAGCAUGCAAAAAUCUGUGUUGCAUGAUUACCAAAAGUGGGUCGUCCAGUUUUGACCAAGUCGGGAGGGAGUUUGUCAUGCAGGAUAGGCAUGAGAGAGAUCGCACAGAAUCUGUCAUGCUAGGUCCCGCAUUCCUGGGCUCAUCGGUCAUGGAAAAGCUGCAUGACAAAUCGCGCACUCUUCUAGACCCAGACACUUUUACAUUUGAUAGUUGUACCGUUAUUGCGAGAUCGCACGGACUGUCUACAUCUACAUACAAGACACACGACCGGAGCAACGAACAACGGGGGAGGAUAGGAGUUACUGUUACUCUCGACGUGGUAUAAUUAUUUUUCAGCUACAUGAUUUUCAUGCUGUACUAAGUAGUACUACCAUUGCGCCGCAUUUGUGUCGUGGGUUGAUUCACUAUCCCAGGAGGAGAUCAUGAUAUGAAAGUGGAACAUCUAUCAAUACCAUACAGGUGGUUGUUGCACUGACGUCCGCGCACACGACACUGCUGCACAAACCUGGAGGUUCAGCAGAACGCAGUCACCUACUUACCUAUCAGCUAACGGAAAGGCCAAAUUUGCUUCGGACCCGCACCUGGAGGACCAAGUCCAAGCUACACAUCAGAGAACCAAACGUGGCCGAUCGCCGGUCUUGGUCGAAGGUACUUAUACAAUUUUGCCUUCUUCGGCGAUGCUUCUUUCCUUACGGUACACGUACUUGAUAUGACGUUAGCAUUUCUUGUCAUGCGUGUUUGUCAAAGCAUAUUUUGUUUCGGCACUUUAUCCCGCACAAGAACUCUAGUUGGAGAAAAAAUUUUCUUCGCCACUACACAAAUACAUAAUCAAUGAACAGGUCCCGUCUAAUAUUCGCGUGUCGGGAAAUUUUUAUUGCGGACACGCAGCCGGGUGGACCGACUGCGGCCACUGCUCUCGAGACUGA
This is a messenger RNA of Amoebophrya sp. A120, 1350 nucleotides long. The record is from the annotation of a GenBank genome assembly. NCBI's taxonomy places the organism in Eukaryota, Dinophyceae, Syndiniales, Amoebophryaceae.